This is a messenger RNA of Papilio machaon (common yellow swallowtail), 3887 nucleotides long. RefSeq names its product sodium/hydrogen exchanger 3 (gene Nhe2). The transcript is spliced from 20 exons. Gene Ontology annotation, molecular function: sodium:proton antiporter activity. Gene Ontology annotation, cellular component: membrane. Gene Ontology annotation, biological process: regulation of pH; proton transmembrane transport; sodium ion transport. Bases 398 to 3727 code for a protein of 1109 amino acids. The record is from RefSeq and is a predicted model, not a curated record. NCBI's taxonomy places the organism in Eukaryota, Metazoa, Arthropoda, Insecta, Lepidoptera, Papilionidae.
AAGCCGCCCGCGCGCACGGCACUCUAACUACCGCGCCCGCGAUCAAUACCCUAUCUAACCUAUAAUUAAUUAAAUAUAAACCAUUAAUAAAGAAUAUCCUAAAGUGUUUCACAUUUGCCGUUUUGAUUACCCCGUGAGUGACAUUCGCGAUGCUGCGAUCAUUUCGUAAACACCAUAAAUAAAUCAUAGCAAACACAUGAUCGGAAGUACUGGGUAACCCAUGAGCUAUUCCUGUCCCUCCAGAAUCGUAUAACGUCAGAUUUCUCGACCAGUGAAGGUAAAGGUACAGUCAAUGUAACAUGUGUUAAAGGCUUAAAAAAGUGAUUUAAUUGUGUUAGCAAGUCGAUGUGUUGUCGGUGAUCGCGGACGUAUGAGUUGAGGUGACGGGCGGACAGCGAUGACGUCACUCAAGCACGGAGUCAACCUGAGCAGGCGCGCUUGCAGGCGCUUGCUGACGGCCCUGACCGCAGCUGCACUCCUGGUGGUUACUUCUAGCAAUCCUAUUGAAAGUUCGACGAAACAAACUCCGUCCAUUACAGUCGAUGGCAUCUCUACCUAUCCAGGUCUGGGGUUCGGUCCGAUGGGGCCCGUGGUGCCGCUCCCCGGGGACCCUCCCGGCACGCAGCUGCGGCAAAAACAAGAGACAACUACACAGCUACCGACAACAGUCAAACCGAAGAAAGAAAGAAGCAUUGUCAUCGCUGCGGUUGAAUUUCAUCGUGUCGAAACUCCAUUUCUAAUUGGAUUAUGGAUAUUCUUUGCUAGCAUUGCUAAGAUUGGAUUCCACAUGGCUCCGAAGUUGUCGAAGAUGUUCCCUGAGUCCUGCCUGCUGAUUUUUGUGGGGGUUCUGAUUGGAGCUCUACUUCUGAGCACACAUAGUGUUCAUGUGCAACCACUGACACCGGAUACCUUUUUCCUGUAUAUGCUGCCACCUAUCAUACUGGACGCUGGUUAUUUCAUGCCGAACAGGCUUUUCUUCGACCAUUUAGGAACGAUAUUACUAUUCGCUGUAGUUGGAACUGUCUUCAAUACAUUAACUAUAGGUGCAUCACUAUGGGCGUGUGGACAAACUGGAAUGUUCGGAUGCACCACGCCUCUGCUAGACAUGCUGUUAUUCGGCGCACUUAUUUCUGCAGUAGAUCCUGUCGCCGUACUGGCUGUCUUUGAAGAGAUUCACGUAGAUGAAGUACUGUAUAUCGUUGUGUUUGGUGAAUCACUACUGAAUGAUGCUGUUACUGUGGUCUUGUAUCACAUGUUUGAAGCAUAUACAGAAAUGGGUGCAUCGCAGCUGAUGUACACGGAUUUCCUGGCGGGUUUUGCGUCGUUCCUUGUGGUUGCAUUUGGUGGAACAUGCAUUGGUGUCGUGUGGGGCUUUGCCACCGGCCUAGUGACGCGCUUCACACACGAAGUGAGGGUCAUCGAGCCCAUCUUUAUUUUCGUGAUGGCAUACCUCGCAUACCUCAACGCGGAGAUGUUCCAUAUGAGCGGAAUUUUAGCAAUAACAUUUUGCGGCAUAACAAUGAAGAAUUAUGUAGAAGCGAAUAUAUCUCAUAAAUCUCACACCACUAUAAAGUACACAAUGAAGAUGCUUUCGUCAUCGUCCGAGACCAUCAUAUUUAUGUUCCUUGGCGUGGCCACUGUCAAUAACAACCACGACUGGAACACGUGGUUCGUACUCUUGACCAUCGUAUUUUGCUCAGUAUUUCGUAUCAUAGGCGUCUACAUAUUUAGUGCUGUUGCAAAUAAAUUUAGAUUGCACAAGUUGAAUACUGUUGAGAAAUUUGUUAUGUCUUACGGAGGACUUCGAGGGGCAGUUGCAUUUGCGUUAGUGCUAUUAAUAGAUCCAGAAGUAGUACAACUACAGCCGAUGUUUGUGACAACAACCAUCGCUGUGAUUUACUUCACCGUGUUCAUACAAGGCAUCACUAUAAAGCCAUUGGUGAAGAUACUGAACGUGAAAACGGCAGAGAAGAGGAAGCCAACAAUGAACGAAAGGAUACAUGAGCGAUUUAUGGAUCAUUUGAUGGCGGGUAUUGAAGACAUUUUAGGCAAACAUGGAAACCAUCAUAUGAGGGAUAAGUUUAAGAGAUUUGAUAACCGAUUCAUCCGACCGUUCUUGUUGAGGAAUUAUCAGGGAGCGGAGCCAAAAAUAUUGGAAACCUACUCAAAAUUAGCAAUGAGAGACGCGAUAGAAUACAUGCAGAGAAAUGCUUCCACGAUCGGAAACAUAUCUGGCGCUGAAUCGAUGUCAGCUAUAUUCAAAAAUUAUACAAAUGCUAAUUUCAAUGGAAGUCCCAGCUUUAGCCAAUUAGACUCAUCUACAUGGAAUAUAGAUAUGCAAGAAUUGGAAUACAAUCCGUCCAAGAAAGAUUUAACAGAUGCUAGGAUUCAUCACUUACUUGCCGAGGAACUCUGCAAACCGUACAGAAGACAUCGUCGCUUGAGCUACAGCAGACAUGCAGUGAAUGAUCGAGAUCUUGGCACACAAGUUAACUAUAAGACACACAUGAAUAUAAGAAGACUGGUUGGUGAUAGGAAACACCACCACAAGCGCAGCAAACGUGGAAAACAGGAUGGCAAAAACCAUGUCACUUUCCCAGAAUUCCAGCAAAAUGGUUCAGCCAAACAGUUCACGCACGGUAAAAAAAAGUAUUAUAGAUUAGAUUACAUAGACGAAGUGCUACAGGAAGAUGAAGAUCGUGAGCCUCAUAGAGAAGACACCGACGGCGGUAUUACUUUUACUGCCAAAUCCCCACCUGGAUAUAAAGAAGUCAGCCCGACGUCCUCGCACAAGGAGAACAGUAGUUCGCUCUUAAAUCAGUUGGCUAACCUGCCCGGGUUCAAUCCAUUGAAAGCGAGGAUCGUAAAGCAAUACGCUAAAACGCCAGAGGAGAUACUGCCGACUGCCGUUGAAAAAUCAUUACCGUGGCGAAGGGACAGGUCCACGUACAAUUUUGUACCAAACGAGGACAUACUCGAAGAGGAUGAGAGAAGAAUGUCGGACGAUAACGAUGCUUACAUGACAGUGGCGGAGCAGGCUCGUGUGGCCACUCCGACGGCGACGGAGACCAUGUUGCCAUGGAAACGGGAGGAGACUGAAGGAUCGGGCGCACUCAAGCAAUCCGAGUUCCCCUCGUGGGCAUCGAAUAAAGAAUACUUAGCUUAUAGCUCCCCAUCAGCUACUUUCUUAGGUGGCAUAGAGAAGCCAAAACAUCCGAAAUCUAUCAUAGGUCUAUUCCGAAGAGAGAGCUCAAGUUCCACACAAGGAGCCCCAGAGUUGCUGUCAGGCUCUGAGACUGAAGGGAAUAAGACGGAUGGCAGUAAAGGCGAAUCUUCCGUGAAGGGAGAAGUAACUUCUAGAACUGGGCCGAAUUUACUGUCGAAAAGAAGCACAAGCUUGGGAGGUCCGUCUGUAUUACUAAUGGAGGAUGUAGCCCAUUCUGAUCCACUUGGCGCCUCUAGUAGACCAGCGAGCAUCAUGCAGGGACCGCAUAGGGGGCAGUGUAGGAGGGGAUCAAUGCUAGAAUUAACUGGGUCACUGUCACGGGAUGCGAUUACCGAGGAGAAAUGCAGUAAAUCAUUGCCCGAGAGCGAGAGGAUGGGUGUCAGGAGGCUGACACUGGGGCAGCAAAGUCUGCCACGAGAACCAUUCAUCAGGCAGAUGCCGAUGACACCAAAUCUACUCACCAGCUCAUCGUCAGACGACUCAUCUGACGAAAAUACCUGAGUGCCCCGCCGUGGUGACCACGAUAGGUUGCCACUGCUCAGAUAUAGGACAUUGAAGUGAGACCGCACAUAAUAUUGUCUAAUUCGUGCUGUGAAACUGUGGUCUAUGAAUAGUUUGUUUUUAAAUUGUAGUUACGCAAAAUUAGUUGAUCUGUAAUGGA